CAUACAGAGUAGCCGAUCAUUCAAUAAAAUAAAUUACCAUCAUUUUUCCAAAUUGUAGUGCGUUAAAUAUUUUUCAGAAUGUUGGAAGGUAGCAAGCACUCAACCCGAUGCAUAAGUGCACAAGGUCCGUACAGCUUCGAUUUCAAAACUAAAGACCCGCUGAAGAGUUUAGGGGCGAUUCCUUAUCUAAAACCGGUCAGCUCUUCGGAAUUGGCCGGAGACCUGGAAAAGUGCCUGGAACUGAUAUCCAGUCCAGCUGGAGAGGAAUUCGAGGUGGACUUGUCCCUGCCUGUCAAUAGGCUCAGCACGAUUGCAUCCAAUUACAAUCUACAGAUAUUCCCAGAGAAUAUGGAUUAUUCAAAAUUGUUGUCGUUCGAGUCCGAUUCGCGGCAAGAUUCGAGUGAGUUGCCUAUGGAGACUCGGAACUUGGCAACUGGCGAACAGAAGGACAACGACAUAUACUUCAUAGCAGAUAUGGAUCCAGGCUACGCUGAGCUAGAGAAAGUUAUCGCUGCCGAUAACGUUGAGAUCCAACCUGUGUUACCACCCAAGCCAGGGCUACUUAAGGAAAUCUUCAGGAAUAGAUUGCUGCCUACACAGAGUAUGGAAAACUUCUUUGUCGCUGCGAAUCGAAUGAGGCUAACACCUCCAUCCGAAGGCACUAUGAAGUGUAGACUGUUGACUGCAGAUGAUAUUAAAGAUAUUUUUGAAGAGAAGCAGCUAAAACUGCCGACAGCUCCAACUAAAAGCGUUUCUGGCAUCAAUUUCUCUGCCAAGAAAAAGAGCCCUCUAAAUUGGCAAAAGCUUCAUGAAUUUUCCAUGUGUACCUCCGAUGAAAAGUUGAAUUUUUGCCAACCAAGUCAAAACUUGGAGCUGUUUGGCUUCCGUAUGGAUAAGACUAAAGAAAUUGACUCUUCACAAGUGAAAGAUUCAAAUAAAUUAACAUGUUCCAACAAUAAUCAUGCGGAAGCAUCAUCAGUUGAUUUGGAAUCAAUUGAAAAUGAAGAGUCUGAAGGUAUAUUGAAAAAAUGUAAGGAAGAAUCAACCAUUGAAACUUCUGAUGAAAGCCUGAAUGACAAGGCUCUAGAGAUAUGUGAUCCAGCAGUUAUUAAAGAGACAGGUGUGCAGAUAUUCCGCAAGCCAACUAAGCUUUUCGCUUUUGAAAAGCAAAAGCAAUGGAAGAAGAAAGGCGAGGGACAGAUUGAGAUUUGGAGAAUGCCAGAUUCUGGCAAAUGUUAUCUGCUACUCUGGGACAAGAGGUCGGAGGAACUCUUGGUGCACAUGCCCGUGGAUGGCAAGUGGAACGUCAAUUAUUUGACAAAGAGCACCAACAGCUGCCACUGGCUCUACGACAAUUUCGCAAAUUGUCCUCAAGGAAUUCGCCAGCCUCUGGCUUGUAGUUUCACAGAAUCGGACGUAGCCUCGCAGUUUGUGACGAUUGUGGCCAAUUGUUUGGGGAAACCUUUAUAGUCAUAGAUAUAUUUAUAUGUAUUUUCUGUUCAUUGUUUAGUAAUCAAACCGUUAUUCAAUUAUCCACA
Molecule: messenger RNA, 1538 nt
Organism: Drosophila arizonae
Lineage: Eukaryota; Metazoa; Arthropoda; Insecta; Diptera; Drosophilidae
Gene: Sprn
Product: Spermitin
Biological process (GO): intracellular transport
Source: RefSeq, a predicted model, not a curated record